Messenger RNA from Neomonachus schauinslandi (Hawaiian monk seal), 477 nucleotides. Its product is annotated as vesicle transport protein SFT2A-like. Lineage: Eukaryota; Metazoa; Chordata; Mammalia; Carnivora; Phocidae. Gene Ontology annotation, cellular component: membrane. Gene Ontology annotation, biological process: vesicle-mediated transport. The record is from RefSeq and is a predicted model, not a curated record.
AUGGAGGAGCUGUGGGGGUUCCUGAGCAGCCAGGAUGACGAGGUAGGGCUGGCUGUGCAGGUCCUGGCUGCCUCUUCCCUCAGUUUCAACACCAGGCUGAAGUGGUUGGUCAUCUGCUUCGUGUGCGGCAUUUUCCUCUCUAUCCUCGGGACUGGAUUGCUGGGGCUUCUUGGUGGCAUGAAGCUUUCUGCAGUGUUUUAUACAUUUGGAAAUCUCGCUGUGUUAGCCAGUACAUGCUUUAUAAUGGGACCCAUGAGGCAACCGAAGAAAACGUUUGAAACGAUAAGAUUACUUGCAACAAUUAUGAUGCUUUCGCAUUUCAUAUUUACCUUGCGUGCUGCUCUUUGGUGGCACAAGAAGGAACUGGGCUUGUUAUUCUGCAAACUGCAGUUCUCGUCCAUGACCUGGUACAGCCUGUCAUACGUCCCGUAUGCAAGGGACGCGGUAAUUAAAUGUUGUUCUUCUCUCUUACGUUGA